Messenger RNA from Hordeum vulgare subsp. vulgare (domesticated barley), 3317 nucleotides. Its product is annotated as ATP synthase subunit beta, chloroplastic. The transcript has a single exon. Lineage: Eukaryota; Viridiplantae; Streptophyta; Magnoliopsida; Poales; Poaceae. Bases 382 to 1878 code for a protein of 498 amino acids. Gene Ontology annotation, cellular component: chloroplast thylakoid membrane. Gene Ontology annotation, biological process: proton transmembrane transport; proton motive force-driven mitochondrial ATP synthesis. The record is from RefSeq and is a predicted model, not a curated record. Gene Ontology annotation, molecular function: ATP binding; ATP hydrolysis activity; proton-transporting ATP synthase activity, rotational mechanism.
UUUCUUAUUUGGAAUGCAAAUACCUAACUAAAUACUAAUAAAAUUCUUUGUUGACAGCAAUCUAUGCUUCACAGUAGUAUAUAUUUUGUAUAUCGAAGUCCUAGAUAGGAAAGUAGAGUAGGCACAGAUCCUCCACAAAAGGCAAAAUGUAUAUGAAAAAAAGAUUGAUUGAACUUUCCAACGGACUCAUUCCAUGAGUAAACGAUUGAAUGGGAUUCGCUUGGGCAACGAAAUCAAGUCCUGGUCCCCUUUUCUCUCUUAUUGAAUUAACUAAUUCAUUUCCUUUUUACUUUUGGAUUUUUUUUGAUUUGAUUUGGCAUUAUUCAACAAUAAAAAAAGAAAAAUUUCGACAAAUUCCUUUUUUUUAAUUAUGUGAUAAUUAUGAGAACCAAUCCUACUACUUCUCGUCCCGGGGUUUCCACAAGUGAAGAAAAAAGUACAGGUCGUAUCGAUCAAAUUAUUGGACCCGUGCUGGAUGUCACUUUUCCCCCGGGCAAGUUACCUUAUAUUUAUAACGCUUUAGUAGUCCAGAGUAGAGACACUGCCGAUAAGCAAAUUAAUGUGACUUGUGAGGUACAACAAUUAUUAGGAAAUAAUCGAGUUAGAGCUGUAGCUAUGAGUGCUACGGACGGGUUGAUGAGAGGAAUGGAAGUGAUUGACACGGGAGCUCCUCUCAGUGUUCCGGUCGGUGGAGCUACUCUCGGACGAAUUUUCAACGUUCUUGGGGAGCCUGUUGACAAUUUGGGUCCUGUAGAUAGUAGUGCAACGUUCCCUAUUCAUAGAUCUGCGCCUGCCUUUAUCGAGUUAGAUACGAAAUUAUCCAUCUUUGAAACAGGUAUUAAGGUCGUCGAUCUUUUAGCUCCUUAUCGACGUGGAGGAAAAAUAGGACUAUUUGGGGGGGCUGGAGUAGGUAAAACAGUACUGAUCAUGGAAUUAAUCAAUAACAUUGCUAAAGCUCAUGGGGGCGUAUCCGUAUUCGGUGGAGUAGGGGAACGGACUCGUGAAGGAAAUGAUCUUUAUAUGGAAAUGAAGGAAUCCGGAGUAAUUAAUGAAAAAAAUAUUGAAGAAUCAAAGGUAGCUCUAGUCUAUGGCCAAAUGAAUGAACCACCGGGAGCUCGUAUGAGAGUUGGUUUAACUGCCCUAACUAUGGCAGAAUAUUUCCGAGAUGUUAAUAAGCAAGACGUGCUUUUAUUUAUCGAUAAUAUCUUUCGUUUUGUUCAAGCAGGAUCAGAGGUAUCCGCUUUAUUAGGGAGAAUGCCCUCCGCAGUGGGUUAUCAACCUACUCUUAGUACAGAAAUGGGUUCUUUGCAAGAAAGAAUUGCUUCUACUAAAAAGGGAUCUAUAACUUCGAUUCAAGCAGUUUAUGUACCUGCGGACGAUUUGACCGACCCUGCCCCUGCCACAACAUUUGCACAUUUGGAUGCUACUACCGUACUUUCCAGAGGAUUAGCUUCCAAGGGUAUUUAUCCAGCAGUAGAUCCUUUAGAUUCAACAUCAACUAUGUUACAGCCUCGGAUCGUUGGCAACGAACAUUAUGAAACUGCGCAAAGAGUUAAGGAAACUUUACAACGUUACAAAGAACUUCAGGACAUUAUCGCAAUUCUUGGCUUGGAUGAAUUAUCGGAAGAGGAUCGUUUAACUGUAGCAAGAGCAAGAAAAAUUGAGCGUUUCUUAUCACAACCGUUCUUUGUGGCAGAAGUUUUUACUGGUUCUCCAGGAAAGUAUGUUGCUCUUGCGGAAACUAUUAGGGGAUUUCAACUAAUCCUUUCCGGAGAAUUAGACGGCCUACCUGAACAGGCUUUUUAUUUGGUGGGUAACAUCGAUGAAGCUAGCACGAAAGCUAUAACCUUAGAAGAGGAGAACAAAUCGCAGAAAUGAAAUUAAAUCUUUAUGUACUGACUCCUAAGCGAAUUAUUUGGGAUUGUGAAGUGAAAGAAAUCAUUUUAUCCACGAAUAGUGGCCAAAUUGGCGUAUUACCAAACCACGCCCCUAUUAACACAGCAGUAGAUAUGGGUCCUUUGAGAAUACGCCUCCUCAACGACCAAUGGUUAACGGCGGUUCUGUGGAGCGGUUUUGCGAGAAUAGUUAAUAAUGAGAUCAUCAUUUUAGGAAAUGAUGCGGAACUGGGUAGUGAUAUUGAUCCGGAAGAAGCUCAAAAGGCACUUGAAAUAGCCGAAGCUAACUUGAGUAAAGCUGAGGGUACGAAAGAUUUGGUUGAAGCGAAGCUCGCUCUCAGACGAGCUAGGAUACGAAUCGAGGCUGUCAAUUGGAUUCCCCCAUCCAAUUGAAGACAAUCCAGUGGUUUAUAGUUGAUACAAAGAAAAAGGGAAGAGGGGUAGAAAAAGUUAUUAGAUAGCGAAGCGAAGUAAGUCCAAUGCUAUCUAGUAAUUUUUCUACCUACUUACCUACUAUUGGAUUUGAACCAAUGACUCCCGCCGUAUGAAAGCAAUACUCUAACCACUGAGUUAAGUAGGCAAUUUAUCACCACAAAGGAAGACCCAUUACUUCGAUCGAUUAUAUAUUGAAUCCCUUUUCUAAGCAAUACCGCUCUGUUAUUGGUCUGUUAUAUACUAAAUACUAAACUAAAUACUAAACAGAUACAGAUCAAAGGGAUAUCCUCUGGCAUUAGAAAAUAUUCAUCUUGACAAGAAAUUCUCUAUAUGUUAAGAUAUCUCUGAUAAGGGCUAUAGCUCAGUUCGGUAGAGCAACUCGUUUACACGUGCGCCAAUGCUUUUCAAAGGAGCUUAUUAUGCAAUGAACAUAAUCGAUCUUAUUGCAAAAUCAAUGUCUUACUUCAUAGAUUCGAGAGAAUAGGAGAACAGUAGCCUGACAAACAGUCGGUUCAGUCCGAUUCAGGUGCCAAUUCAGGUGCCUAAUCAAAUAGAACCCUUAUGGAUUUGCUAGUUGAUAAGGUAAAUAUCCAGCCCACUAAAUGCUAGGCGUAAUGAGGAUAAGGGCCUCCAAAAAACUUCUUUUCGUUCUAUGAACUUUAAGGUGUAUGAAGUCUCAUAGUUAACUCUUGCAGUGGAACGAUAGAGACUCCAUUUCACUUAGGUUGAUUUAAUUUAGACCAGAGGCAGACCUAAGUCAAGGUAAUCCUCCUUUGAAACACUUUGGUAUUGCUCCUAGAUAGAUCAUAAUACAAAAAAUCAAUCAGAGCACAGGGAGCCAUCUCAUUAUCUUUCCGUAAAGAAAAACUAUGGUGGACUAACUGAUCUUUAAAUCAGUUUAUGAAAGAGCCCAAUGCAAAAAAAUGCAUGUUGGGUCUUUGAAACAGUUCAAAUCAUUUCGAUAAUAAUCCGUUUGAUCUGUUUUAC